This is a messenger RNA of Triplophysa rosa, 4170 nucleotides long. It is a transcript of the gene hoxa3a, whose product is annotated as homeobox A3a. Gene Ontology annotation, molecular function: DNA-binding transcription factor activity, RNA polymerase II-specific; RNA polymerase II cis-regulatory region sequence-specific DNA binding. The record is from RefSeq and is a predicted model, not a curated record. Bases 2302 to 3534 code for a protein of 410 amino acids. The transcript has 4 exons. Gene Ontology annotation, cellular component: nucleus. Lineage: Eukaryota; Metazoa; Chordata; Actinopteri; Cypriniformes; Nemacheilidae. Gene Ontology annotation, biological process: regulation of transcription by RNA polymerase II.
GAGGUUCCAUAAAUCGAAAACACAGCCCGUUGUCUGUUAGCUUCUUUAAAAUAAGGACUUUUUUACUUUGCAGUGAGGAACAAAACAUAAAACUUUGAAAAAAGUAAAAAGCAUAUGUAUAGGCUAUAGUGGUGUAUAGCUAUAAUAGGCUAAAUCAUACGCAAAACCCACUUUGUCCAAGAACAGAAACUACUUGUACCCCUUGGUAUGUAGCGUCCUGGUCCCUAACAGCAGUGUAACAUCGGUCUUGUGGUGUGUCGUGUAUUGGGUUCUGGGGUCAGUGAGAAGUUCAGGGGCCGUGCUGAAAUGUGUGAGAAGGACAUUAGCAUAAUCCAGAGCUUCGACAGGUCCUCGUUGCAAAAUCCAAGUGAUGCUUAUAUAGUGCAACCUAGUUAAUACACUAUACAAACAAAACACCAGUAAGCAGCAACAUGUCCGGUUUAAAAAAACAUGUUUUAAAUUAACAAUAUCGGACUUUCGGGAGUAACAAUUGAUAAGCAGCAUCACAGCUCAAGAUAUAUAUUUAAACUCACACUGAUUUAUUCGCCCUUCAAUGCGUUGCGGAUUUUAAAUCUGGCCGUGGUUGCAACCAUACAACACUUUCUUGUAUGAAAUGUAUAGCUAAGACAUAACAUAAACCGACUCGUGUUCGUUUGUAAAACUUUGUGGUCUUGAAAGUUGUGGCAUUUCAGAGAACAAAGCACUGAUGUAAGGGGGAGAAGCGUCCUGCCGGACUGAGGUGAUUAAUUAUCUACAGAGCUUCACCACGUCCGCUGGAUGAGCUUUCAGCCGAAACACUCUAUACUGCCGGUAAACAAGCACCAAAUGGUGGUAAAGAACAGGCCUCUAUUCGGGACGGAUCUCCUUUCUUUUGUUUGUUGAGAUGAUAGAUCACUUCUCUGUUGAAAAAACGUAGAAGAUAGCCCUAACAAAAGGUUCUGACGUAUAAAAUAGUCUACAUUCUAGUGCACAUAAUUUAACAUCACAGACGUACGUUUACUCCGUUCAUCUUUGAAUGUUCAGGGGUGUUCAUGCCACGAAAACCCUGAAAUUCCAUUCUCAAGUCUUUUUGGGCUGAUACACCGUCAUCACCGAGAGAGGGCCACCUUGCACACACGAGUUCUUUACAGGUAUUUGAAAUGAAUGACAUAGCUAGUUAGGUACGGGUUUUUAGCGUACGUAGUUUGUAGCUAGCACUUGGAUUAUGCAUUUUUAGAAGAUAUGGGUAGUGUGAAAAAGAUUGUGGACUACGGGCACAAAGGUUGCAGCAGUUCUUAUCCGUUUUGAGAAAUCAGACUUCCGUUUUUCGUCUCCUGUCAAAUGCAUGUUGUCUCUUCCAAUAACAUGAGCACACAGUUAAAGUUGUGUGGUCCAAGUUUGUCUUUUCUGUAGGUAGAACAUGGUAUAGCUCCACCAAGGUCAUGGGUUCGAGCCCCAGGGAAUGCACCUACUGUUGAAAUGUAUUUGGAUAAAAGCCAAAUGCAUAAAUGUAAAUCUAUUCUUGGCAUGCGUCUAGGAAAUACUGCCCCCAACAUACAGGCACAAAAAACGCUCUAAUAACUUCCAACACUACCACCAUCUCCUUAUAACUAAUCAUUUGAAAACGGUCACCUAUCUGUGUUGCAAAGACUAAAACAUAAGACCGAGCAUUUUUAGCAUCAUUCAAGCAAAGCAGUCCAGCACUACUGCUUUUGUAAUCCGUCUCAAUGGGACCAACAACAGUCUCUAUUAAUGAUUCACAGAUUCAAAAAAUGUUUCUUUUUUUAAUAGACACUGGGUCACGUGAGUGGAACGCACAAUAUGGGUGCGAUAUUAUGAUGAAGGGGGUGGAUGGCGUGCGAACCCCGGUCUUCUGUUGUGCUGAUUACGCUAGCCUACUUCACGAAAGUGGGGUUGGGUCAUUGUGGACUUGGUGGAGAGCUGGCGAGAUAGAGAGAAAAAAUAAAAAGAACGUAAGUCUUUGGUACAUUCAGCGGAUGGUGUUAUACAGCUGUCAUGAACGGAUAUGUUUUUCUAUGGAGAAAACGACCGAAAGCCCUGCGCACCGUGAGGAUGGAUUUUAUUUUGAGGUAUUUCCGCUGAUUGUUCAUUAAUCAAGUGAGUUAUUGCGGCUAAGAGAAAAGAUCUCCCAAUUAAUGAAUGUCUCUCAUCACUAAGACUACCAGAGACUGUGUUUUGCUUAAGGUUCCCCAGUAGAGCCCAUUGGCGAAGAGGUGUCACGUGACUACGUUGAGCCAAUGUUCUUCUACGACGGUGUCAGGACCUUGUCAGAAAGUGAAAUAAACAUUGGGAAACGGCGAGAUGCAAAAAGCGACCUACUGCGACGGCUCGGCAAUUUACAGUGGCUUCCCCUAUCAAAGCGCAAACGGUUUAGGUUAUGAUGCCAAUCAACAGCAAUAUCUGCAGGCCCUUCAUGUGGAAAGUGAGUACCGUCGACCGGCUUGCUCCCUGCAGUCCCCUGGUGGCUCUGCAGCUCUGCACAAACCCAAUGAAACUACAGAAGGCUGCCAACGGAGUAACGGAACCCAAGCCCCAGUACCAGACAUCCCCGACAACAACCAGCCCCCUACUGCCCCUCAAAGACCAGUUUCCCCCAGUGUUCUGAACCAAAUUCCGAGCAAUGAUGCCGCAACCAACAGCACAGGGCAUGCCUCACCAACGCCAGCAACUACGAAACACAUUUUUCCGUGGAUGAAGGAGUCCCGUCAGAAUAUAAAGCAGAAACCCUGUAGUAACAUUUCAGUAGAAAGCUGCGCUGGAGACAAGAGUCCGCCUGAUUCAGCUGCCUCCAAGCGCGCUCGUACUGCAUACACCUCUGCGCAACUCGUAGAGCUGGAGAAAGAGUUCCAUUUCAACCGCUACCUCUGCCGCCCGCGAAGAGUAGAAAUGGCGAAUCUGCUCAACCUGACGGAAAGGCAGAUUAAAAUAUGGUUCCAAAAUCGAAGGAUGAAGUACAAAAAGGACCAGAAGGGCAUUGGAAUGAUGCCCUCUCCUGGGGCACACUCUCCCCACAGUCCUGUAGCUCUGUCAUCUGGUGGCGGAGGUAUUGGGAGUGGGUAUUUAAAUUCAAUGCAUUCUUUGGUUAACAGCGUGCCCUACGACUCACCUUCUUCAGUCUCUUAUAACAAGCCGCAGUCUAAUGCGUACAGUCUUCCUACGUCAUAUCCACCCCCUCUGAACAAUUGCCCGCCUCCUCAGAAGCGGUAUCCGGGGGCUGGUACAACCACGCCUGAAUACGACACACUCCAUCUUCAAGGAAACAAUAAUUAUGGGGCUCAAGUACAGGGUAGCCCAGUGUACGUUGGUGCCACUGGAAGCUACUCGGAUUCUUUGGUGGGCAUGGGGGCUUCGGUUUUUGGCCUGACACAUUUACCGCACCCUCCUCAAGGCAACAUGGACUACAACGGCGCCAUCACCAUGGGAAACAGCCAACUUCAAGGAGCGUGCGAUCAAAACCCGUGCUCAUUUUCAGACCUUACUUCGCACUAUUCUCAGGGAAGAAUUCAGGAAGCGCCCAAACUGACUCAUCUGUAGUGUGGCCACAAUGAAUUUCUUUCCCCGACUGCGUUAUACAUCCAAUCGAUCCUUUUUUGACGUAGCUCAGGCGAAGUUUUUUUUUUUGUUGGUUUAUCUAUGGAGUAAGUUUUAUUUCCUCACAUCAUGGAAAUAUAUGUACUAUUUUAUUUGUUUGAAGGAAAACUGAAACAGGGUAUAAGAACGCAUAGAACGUAUAUGUUUUAUGAUUCUUUUUAAUGUGAAUUUAAAUCUUCUAAAUUGUCCAUGUUUUAUUCUGUUUUGCAUUUUGCACUUGUUUUAGAAUACAUAGGAACACGAUCUUAACUUCUGAUACAUCUUAGACAAAUUAACUUUUGUCUUUCGGAUGUAUUUUUUUCUGGAUGGUAGAUUUUAAGUGAUAUUUACCAAUCCUUCAGAGCCGGGAAUUCUCCCAUCGACAUCAGUACUGAAACGUUAAAUGGUCCAGUGAUAACAGGCCAGCUUGUUUAUUGAAAGCCAAUGUGUUCGAAAAUUUGUCCAUAUGUGCGAAUGCUAAUCAUUUUGUGCUCAAAGAGUCUAGAGAGACAUUGAUUAAAUGCUCCUUUUAUUUGUUUGACAUUUUUACCCAAUGCCAUGCUGCUCAAUUUUCGAAAAAAAAUAAAAGAAUUUGACGAG